UAGAAUAAGUUUGUAAGACGCGUCCCGGUGGCUAAAAUAAUACGAUUUAUUUGAUUUCAUACAAAAUUUACAAUUAUAUACUAGUAAGUAACAGUUUGAUAACCUAAAAUGGAUCUAAAGUAUUAAAUAUGACAGUAAUAGUUACAAUAUCGGUGUUGUUUUAUCAUUAUUAGCUUUUGUGAGGACUGUUAUUGAUUUUAUUUCAGUAUUUUGGUUCCGCAGAAUUGGGAUUUAUAUAGAGAAGAUGUUGAAGUAUUCGGGCAGCGGUUACUACAGCUGUUUGGCAGUAAUCCUUGUGGUUAUUGGUUGGUCGGCUACUGUGGAAGCCAUAGACUGCUUUAAGUGUGUGUCUAUGAACGGUCGGUUCCCGGCGUGUGAUGACCCCUUCCACAACAAUCACAGCCUGCAAAUGUUGGAGUCUCCUUGUAUGGGAGGCAGAAAAGGCAGGGAUGGUCUGUUCCCUGCCACUUCUUGCAUUAAAAUUGCCGGUGUUUUUGAUGACACAGGAGAGACCAUAACAGUUCGAGGCUGUGGUCUGGACUCCGGUACAGCGACCACAGACACGGAGAUCAUCAGGAUGUCGCACUGUGGGAGAUUCUACUACGACGAGAGAUAUGUUCACGGUUGUCUUCAAAGCUGCAACGAUGCUGAUGCUUGUAAUAAUUCCCAUAAACUACAACAUAAUAUCCCAGUCUUACUAUUAACCAUCGCAUUCAUAUUAUACACCAGCUAACAAAUAUAACAAAGCAUAUAAUGUACAAUAUAUCUUAAUAUAUAAAUCGCUAUGUAGUUUAUACAUGUUUAAAUAUGUUUAAUUUAAGUUGAAUAAUAAAUUUAAGCUGCGACCCGACUACGGAAAAUAGUUUAAUAAAAAAACGAUAUCAUGUCAUUUUGACAGACGCCAGGAUGACAGCUGUCAUUGUGCGGUUGAGUGCGUGGCUUUUGAUCUGAGGGCUUAGUAGCAGAGUUGGGCAAAUUGUAAUCAGAUUAAUGAUUAAGGAUUACGAUUACAUUUUGUAAUCAUCAAUCAAGAUUACAGAUUACGGAAAUUAAUCAAGAAAGUAAUCAUAUGCUAACAAAUAUAACAAAGCAUAUAAUGUACAAUAGAUCUUAAUAUAUAAAUCGCUAUGUAGUUUAUACAUAAUUAUGUAUGUUUAAUUUAAGUUGAAUAAUAAAUUUAAACUGCGACCCGACUACGGAAAAUAGUUAAAUAAAGAAAAAAACUAUGUCAUGUAAUUUUGACAGAUGUCAGAAUGACAGCUAUCAUUGUGCGGUUGAGUGCGUGGUUUUUGAUCUGAGGGCUUAGUACGAGUUCCGUUUACGUUUAAUGGUAAUCGUAACGUUCGGCGUUGUGAUUGGUCGGCUCCAAUGAACAACAACAGGUUCAACAAAACAGGGCGCCGGACGCCGUCUCGUUUUGAUUACCCUUAACGAAAAAGAAACUCGUACUAAGGCUUCUGAGGGCUUAGUACGAAUUUGUUUUACGUUACAUGAUUGAAACGUUACCGCGUUCAAUUUAAGUAUACAUUAGUAUAUAGGCUAACCAAUCAGAGGGUUAAACGCGGUAACAUUUCAGUCUCGUUGAAUGUAAAAAAGGACUCCUGCUAGGCCCUUUGGAGAUUUAUGUGUGUCUAAUUAAGUUGCACAAAUUUAAUUUUAGUGAUAUCUAUAUUAUUUCUAAAAAUAUAAGCAAUGGGUAAGCAAAAACUUAUGCAGGUCAUAACAAUAACUUUUUAUUUAUUUUGGUUUUGCAAGAAACUAAAGAUCUUGAAGUAACUUCUGUUAGAUUUUAAGUACCAACCUAUGAAGUGCAAUAAUAUACUUAUAAACCACUUAAUCCUCUUUUUGUGGGCGUAGUCGGGUAAAGUUAUAUUUUAUGCAAUAAUUUUGACACGCCUCGUAUCCACUAAGCUACUAUUGACGCGCAACACGUUAGACAACGUUGCGCAACAUCGCGCGUAACUUGAUGUUUGUUUCGGUGCGAAAUGCAUGGACAUCAAAUGUUCAUAAGUAAAGACAUAUAAAAAUGGUUCCUCUGGUGACCUAUUGCCGAUGAAGUUGGCGAGACAACGUUUCUAAACAAAACUUCCGCAAUACCUUCAAACAAGUUGAGCAACAUGUGUUGCAACAUGUAGCGCGACAAAUGUUGCUUAUCAGAUACGAGGUUUUACGGUAACAGGCGAUUUAGAGGUACCUUAUUGCCUAUAUGUUUUCUUAAUGAAGUUAGUUCAUCAUGAGCUAACGUUGAUAUGUAAACAGUAGCUCAUGUGGUGUAAACCGUCUAGUCAAGCUAAUCAACAAAAUAGUUGCUUUCAACUAUCGCGCGACUAUGUACCUAUUAUAAUAUGUACAUUUUUAAUUUUGUAGUAUUUCAUUUAUUGUGUUGUUAUUUAGUAUGCAGGUAGGAAAAUAAAGAUUGUUUCAGUACGACAGUAGCCAUCGGUUGUCUAGAGCCGACCAAUGGUUACAAAAGAUAUGGCUUCGUUACAAAGCGAACAAUUUAGUAUAACAAUAGCUACUGUCUCUGUACUGAAUCUAUCUUAAUUCCUUACCUGCAUACUGGAUGACUUGGCUGACUGUUUAAUAUAUUUGCAUAUCACUGUUUUCAUCUCAUCACGAAUCUAUGUAUUGCAAAUAUUUUCAGAAAUUGACACAAAUACUUAGAAUAGACACGAAGUUAUCAAAUUCUGAAAAUUUAUUGUCGGCUUACUCACGUAAUUAUUUGACGAGGAACUCGACUGGUUUCAAGCUAUGUUAGAAGAAUUCCUUGUCAAAUA
Spodoptera litura is the source of this 2777-nucleotide messenger RNA. RefSeq lists its product as uncharacterized. Gene Ontology annotation, biological process: sleep; positive regulation of voltage-gated potassium channel activity; regulation of synaptic transmission, cholinergic. NCBI's taxonomy places the organism in Eukaryota, Metazoa, Arthropoda, Insecta, Lepidoptera, Noctuidae. The record is from RefSeq and is a predicted model, not a curated record.